AGGGGGUGCACGUUAAAGCCCUCGCACCUUUAGUACAUCAGCACACAGGGGUGGGUUUUUCAAAAAAAAUCUAAACUGACCCACUUCCUGCAGUGGGAGAUCAGCACUUUUUACAGUGGAGUGGGGAGAGGCAUGAGAGGGAGGAGAGUUAUGACAUCAGCAGGAGGAGGAGCAGAAGAGGACGAAAACAGCAUCCUUCACCAGAGGGAGGAGAGCUGCAGAGAAGGAAGAGGUGAAGGAGGAGACCGAUGGUGCUGUCUGAGAGAAGGACGGAGGGACGAGAGACCUUGAGGCAGACAGGCAGGCAAGGAGAGAGAAAGAGGCAGGACAAGGCUUCAACAUCUGUCCCUGGGGCCCGUGUGUGUGAAGGAAAAGCAGUGAAGGGUGGAGCCAUGAUGGGCAAAGAUUACAUGCUGGCCAUCAUCAUCGUGAACUACGACGACAACAUCUGGACAGACCAGAACCUCCUGAUGGAUUCAGACCUUCCAUCUGGUUGGAGAACCAUUAAAGGGUCCACAGGAACUUAUUACUGGCAUGUUCCAACUGGCGCCACCCAAUGGCAGCACCCCUGUCUUACUGGAAUGUCACAAACACUGGAAACGCCGGAGGAGGCAGCAGAGCCGAGCUCCAAGGAGACAGAUGGACACACUGAGGACAGAUUGUUGGGGCAUGAAGACUAUCAUACCAUCCGGGAUCCUGACUCAAAGUACUUCGCUGUGCGCUCUCUGGGCUGGCUGCAAGUGGAGGAGGAGGACCUGUCUCCUGGACGCAGCAGCCUCGCUGUCAGUAAUGUCAUCCAGCAGCUGUCUCACUGCAGAGAUGGUCCAGAGCAGAGGGACAGGUUGGGGAGCUGGGGGGAGAACCGGGAGAUGAUGCUGGUUCUGAAGAAGGACACUUUGACCCUGUUAGACCCGCUAGACCACACCCCACUGCAUUGUCAACCAAUCAUCAACAUCCGUGUGUGGGGGGUGGGCUGCAACAAUGGGAGAGAUUUUGCAUUUGUGGCGGGCGACAAGGACAGCUGCGUGCUGAAGUGUCAUGUGUUUCGCUGCGACGCUCCUGCCAAAGCUGUUGCCAUGGCGCUGCAUGAGAUGUGCUCGAAGAUGGUGGCUGAGAAGUCCGUGAGGAGCCCGUCACGCUCCCUGACGAUGGAGAGUAUUUCACCGGCAGACCUACCCAGACAAGUGGAGGUUCUGGAAGCAGUCCGGCACCAGGUUCAGAAGUUUGAGGUCCAAUACAUUGGGAACUUGCCGGUGUCCAGAGCCAUGGGUAUGGAGGUGCUGAACCGAGCCAUUGAGAGCAUCAUGACCUCCACAGACCGCGAUGACUGGGAGCCCGCAGUGAUCCACGUCACAGACAGCAUGCUGUCGCUGUGGAGGGGGGAGGACGAGCCACUCUGGGAGUGUCAGGUGCGCUUCCUCACCUUUCUGGGUGUCGGCCAUGACAGUCACACCUUCGCAGUGAUCGCUGAUGGCGGCACGCAGCAGUUCGAGUGUCACGUUUUCUGGUGUGAGCCGGACGCAGGAAUCCUCUCUGAGGCUGUGCAGGCUGCUUGCAUGGUGCAGUACCAGAAGUGCUUGGUGGCGCAGACUCCUCCUCCCAGACCCAGGUCGUGGCACAUGACCCCGUCCAAAGUCAAACGGGCUAACUCCAUGGACGGGGCCGUCUUCCCCCCACUCACGUCCCGCACCGGAAGCCUGAUGACGACGAAGGGCAGCAUCAAUGUGAGGAAGGGGAUGAUGGCGUUCUUUGAAACUUUUCGUACCAAACAGGCCACCACCUCAUAGCUAAGGGGGCGGAGCCACCGUAGUCUGCAGAUGGUGUGUGAGUCGCAGAAGCCAUGGCAUCAUCACCAGACUGCCGUGUGGUUGGUUUGCGGCUCGGUCGGUUGAGCUUCACCUGGAACACGUGGGACAGCGCCCUUUGCUUGUGUCGGACAAACCAGACCUUCAGAAGCUUCCGAAGCUUUUUCCACAGCGGUGAACAGAGGCCAGAGCGCGCUCAAAAUGAUAACAGUGAAAGAAAACCCUUCUGGACUUCCUGUUUCAAAAUAAAAUCUUCCUUCCUGCCUUGAACCCAAUUUUCCUGAAACCUCCCGUAAGAAGAACCGUAGAGAUCACUGUCAGAGCAUUGUCACGUGACCUGCCAUGGCGAGCUCACCUGGCUGUUAGACAGAAAUGUGUUCCUGAUUGUUGACGUUAGCAGCUUUAUUAUUGCCUCGUCCACAAUGGCGAUGCCUCAAGCUGCCUCCUGAUUGGCUGAGGCUCCUGCAAGAAGCAGAUGCAUGUGAAAAAAUAGUAGGCUUGGUGUGUCAACAAGAAUACUCUGAUCAGCAGUAAACAAACAAAUGAUGUCAUGUAUAAAUAAACCCAAAUAAACUCCCUUACAGCUUGUUA
Messenger RNA from Oryzias latipes (Japanese medaka), 2396 nucleotides. RefSeq names its product amyloid beta (A4) precursor protein-binding, family B, member 3 (gene apbb3). NCBI's taxonomy places the organism in Eukaryota, Metazoa, Chordata, Actinopteri, Beloniformes, Adrianichthyidae. Gene Ontology annotation, molecular function: transcription factor binding; amyloid-beta binding. The record is from RefSeq and is a predicted model, not a curated record. Gene Ontology annotation, biological process: regulation of DNA-templated transcription. Gene Ontology annotation, cellular component: cytoplasm; nucleus.